Messenger RNA from Arabidopsis thaliana (thale cress), 1043 nucleotides. Its product is annotated as Sec1/munc18-like (SM) proteins superfamily. Bases 71 to 781 code for a protein of 236 amino acids. The transcript has 2 exons. Gene Ontology annotation, biological process: response to red or far red light; negative gravitropism. Lineage: Eukaryota; Viridiplantae; Streptophyta; Magnoliopsida; Brassicales; Brassicaceae. The record is from RefSeq and is marked reviewed.
UGCUGAUUUCACUGUCUCUUAUAUUUUUAUGAUCCAAACAUGAAACACAUACAUAAUCCAUCCUCAACCAAUGGAAGAGUCUAUCAAUCAAAAUCCUGAAGCUAUGGAAGCACUUAUCUCCAAUCUCUUUGGAAACAUCUCGUCCUUGAAAUCUGCUUAUAUCGAGCUUCAAAGUGCUCAUACUCCUUACGAUCCCGAGAAGAUUCAGGCAGCGGACAAAGUUGUCAUUUCUGAACUCAAGAAUCUUUCCGAAAUGAAGCAUUUUUACAGAGAGAAUAACCCCAAGCCUGUAUGUGUCUCUCCACAAGACUCUCGUUUAGCUGCAGAGAUUCAAGAGCAGCAGAGUUUGUUGAAGACUUAUGAGGUCAUGGUGAAAAGGUCGCUAAUGGAGCAAUCUUUGGAUGCAUACGAUGAGAAAGAGAAGGAGAUGAUGAUGAUGAUAGGCAGCAUCAACAGAACCGAGCUUCUAUCUGUUUUGAAGGCGAAAGGUACUAAUAUAGACAAGUUACGGUUUGCAAUCAUGUACUUAAUUUCCUUAGAAAGCGUUAACCAAACCGAAGUUGAAGCUGUGGAAGCAGCAUUGCGUGAAGCUAAGAUAGAUACAAGCACGUUUCAGUAUGUGAAAAAGAUCAAAUCGCUGAACGUUUCUUUAGCAGCAAACUCAGCCAGCAAAAGUCAUAUUGCUCUAUGGCCAGUCUAUAAACGUGGUGACCGCGCGGGAGUCAAGAAUCUCUUAUCCAGUGAUGAGAAACUAGCGGUGGCAAGGGCUGUUGAGUGUUGAAGCCUUAACUGAAGGAAAACCGAACCUGGAAACAGAGUCAUACCUAAUACUGGACCCGAGAGCUUCAAAGUCAGGCUCUAGUAGUAGUAGCCAUGUGAAGGGACCGUUUAGAGAAGCGAUAGUUUUCAUGGUCGGUGGAGGAAACUACGUAGAAAAUAAAAGUUGGCAGGAGCUCACACAGCGUCAAGAGACAGUUGAGAACAUUAUCUAUGGAGCCACAGAAAUCCUUAAUGGAAGCUAGCUGUGUUGGGACACAAGGUGG